CUGAAAGAAAAGGAAAAUGCUCUAUAUUCCAAAAACAACGAUAAACGCAUUACGUUUGCCUCAGUAUUUUCAAAGUGUUUGUCGCUGAUCGUUUGCAGACAAAAUGUUGUGAUUUAACCAAUAUCGCGUACAUAUAUACAUACAUAGGUAUAUAUCUAAAUAUCGUCUCGAUCCAUAUGUAAUAUCUAUUUAUAUCAAAAAAAAAAAAAAAAAGAAAAUAUUAAUUUAAAAAAAGUGGAAAAUUAAAGUGGAAAUUAACAAUGGCUGCGGUUUUGUUUAUUAUCACAAUACCAACAGAAGCUGAAGAAAACCGUUUGAAAAAGGAGUUCAUUGCAAAAAUUAAUGAAACAAAAUGCGAACGAGCUGAUCAGUCAUCAAUAGACGCUUCGACAGCAAAGAUCGACGCAAUAGGCGUAAAGCCACCUGCAAACGUUUUAAUAACAACGGCAGCUGCAACAACAACUACAACAACAACUAAUACCGCUACAGGCAAAUCAAUAUUAACAGAUGUUAAUAUAUCAGAAGGUUCGAAUAAUGAAACCAUUUACGAAAGCAACGCCGAUAGACCAGAUGUGCAAUCAUUGAAUAGUGGAAACACAACGAUUGGCCAUGAUAUAGCCAAUAUUCAAUAUGGUACAUUCCCAAAGCGUAGGAAGUCCGUAAAUGAUUAUUCAGUGGAUGUUGUAAAAACUUUAGAGAGUACGACCAGUCUUAAGGAAAUGCCAAUAUCAGGAGAGUCCGGUAUACCUGCUACCCGUAAAUCUUGGGAAGGCUUACGCGAUUAUCUCGCUUCAACAAAACGCAAAGCUCAAAAGAAGAAAUCUACUACAAUGGAGUUAGAAAUAUGUCAACAUACUUGCAUGGAAUUGGUUUUGAAAGAAAUUUUAAGAAAAUUUCAGAUCCAAAGUGCUGUAUGGACCAAGGACGCUGACAGUAAAAUUCAUCAGAUAUUCUUCACAAUUGAAUUUAAUGAAACCUAUGAAAAACUUUUGGACAAUUUUAAUGAAUGGGGAAUUGGCGAUCGUGAGGGUUCUAGUAUUACCGUAAUGAAUUGUUUAGCUUCGAAAACUUUUUCACGAAAGGAAAAUAAUGAUGACCUAAAUGCCGAUGACAAUGCCGAUAAUUUAGCUCAAAAACAAGGCGCUUGGGAACGUUUUAUGAAUUCGGUACGCAGUCGUUUAAACGUAGCCCAGAUUGUUCGCGAUGUGAGGCAAGAUGCUGCUGUAACAUUUGAUUUUGUUGUUUUAUUGGUAGCAGCAGCAAUUUUAGCUUCUUUCGGUUUAGUAGAGGAUAGUACUAUAUUUUUGGCCUCGAGCAUGCUGAUAUCGCCUCUUAUGGGCCCAAUAAUAGCCGCAAUUUUCGGUACAGUUAUCAAGGAUAGUUCUUUGGGUAAACUGGGUCUAAAAAAUGAAUUGUUUGGCAUAUUUACGGCCAUAUUUGUGGGCUUUAUAUUUGGAAUGAUAGUUUGCGCUAUAGAUGAACGCUAUGGUAUCGGCGAAGGCCUAACCACCGAGAUGUUGUCACGUUGCGAAUUGCAUUCGCUAAUAGUGGGACUAUUUACAGCUAUAGCUUCAGGAGCAGCAGCGGCAAUUGGCAUAUUGGGUGGUAAUACGGGAUCGCUGGUAGGUGUUGCUAUAUCAGCCUCCCUAUUACCACCAGCCGUAAAUUCUGGUCUGCUUUGGUCUUUUGCCGUUAUCUAUAAAAUAUAUGAAAACGAUGAAUCGCGUUUUAGUAACGUAGUACCCAGUAGUAUAUAUUCAAAAAAUCAAGCUACCGAAUUGGCCAUUUUGGGUUCAAUAAGUACUUGCUUAACCAUAUGCAACGUUAUAUGCGUUUAUCUAAUGGGCAUAUUGGUUUUGAAAAUUAAAGAGAUUGCACCCGUUAUAUCCCGCAAUAAUCGUGAAUUUUGGAAACAUGAUAUUAAGAUUGCCAGAGAUCUUAAUCGAAUUGGUUUCGAUACAGAUACCGCCAUAAUUGAUGAAUACGCCAAUUUGCCGAAAGAGGAUCAAAAAGCUUUAGGCAUAAGCACAAGUGACUUUUUACGUACUAUACAUAUGGAUGAAGCAUCAUAUCAAAAUACUUGGUCGCCGUUAGGGGCAAGGCACCCGUAUGACACCCAUUAUGAACCGAUGAGAGAAAAUUACACUACAAUACAUCGCAUAGAAAGAUUAUAUUCAACUAUAACCCAUCAACACCAUCCUGUAAAGGAGAAGAGACAUAGGUUCGGAUUGGGGAGGAAGCCCGCAGGACGACUGGCAGAUUCAAACACCUCCUAUAAAGUACUUAGUGAAAACCGUCCAUGUUUCCCGUCCGGGUUUUCGAAGAUGGCAAAUAUUCCUUGUGUUAAUAUUGUAACACCGAAUACUAUUACAGCCGGCUCAACAUCACAUUCGUUGACGCCUACCAUAAACGAUGACCGAAGACGACGAAAGUUUAUAGUUACACCGGCCGAAGAGGAUCCUUUACAAUCCACUUACCCUUCAGACGAUGCCGAAGUAUGAAAUGGCUUUUCUUGUUGCUUGAUUGUAGACCUAUAUGCAAUAGCAAAAUUUAUUUAUUAAUAUUCUAUAUUCACACAAACCAAUUACGAUUCUUAUUGUUGUAUAUUUAGGUAGAGAUCUUUUCUUUUCCUUUUUUCUUAUUUUAUUC
This is a messenger RNA of Glossina fuscipes, 2649 nucleotides long. RefSeq lists its product as uncharacterized. Bases 261 to 2501 code for a protein of 746 amino acids. The transcript is spliced from 8 exons. Lineage: Eukaryota; Metazoa; Arthropoda; Insecta; Diptera; Glossinidae. The record is from RefSeq and is a predicted model, not a curated record.